Messenger RNA from Dracunculus medinensis (Guinea worm), 2592 nucleotides. The record is from the annotation of a GenBank genome assembly. Lineage: Eukaryota; Metazoa; Nematoda; Chromadorea; Rhabditida; Dracunculidae.
AUGCCGCAAUAUUUUGACAAUGAAAUUCCAUAUUUUGGGCGAAAAAGUUCAAAGGAUUUGAAAAUUUAUCGCAACAGUAAACAAAAAAUUGCACCAGACUGUGUAAUGAAAUGCUUGGAGCAACAACCAUUUUGGGAAUAUCUCAGUUCUGAUGGUACCGUAAAUAAUGAUUUCUUGCAGGUUCAUAAUUAUUAUAAAAAACAGAUCAUAGCAGCCAGCAAGCUUUUCUUCGAUCGAUUUCAUAUAGCUUAUUCAAUUAAAAAAAAGAAAAAUUGGAAACUUAUCGACGAAACGAAACGUAACAUUUCUGGCAUUCAGGAUGAGCGUGCAAGUUUAUUGGUGAUGGUUGUGAAGGUCAAUUCUUCCAUUUUAUACCAGUCGGAAAAGUUUGUUAAUACUUUAGAUCAUGUUCCUGUUGAUGAGAUACAUUUAAUCGAUGUAAAGAAGCACGAAAUUCACAUGAAGACUAAAGAUUUGUUAUAUGGAGAAAUAUUUCACCCUCAUAAAGCUAUUCGGCAGAAUGUGCCAUCUCACGUUUGGUACAAAAAACGCAUCAGUAGGAGAUACCAUCCUGCACCAAUUCUUAAUUUGUCUGUUUUUGGCUUAUCGGAUAAAGUUGUUGUAGUUCUGAAAGAAUUAAUAUCGAAAUAUAGCAAUCGAUGGUUAAACAUGGAUAAGAAAUGGAUCAGAAAAUAUAAGUAUAAUGAAAAAAAUGGAAGAAAAAAAAAAGAGAGAAAAGAUCGCCGUUUUGAUCAAUAUAAGAAUUUUUUUGCAUUCGAAUACGAAGGAAACGUUUACGAGCCGUUUGAUGAAGAUUUCAUAGAAAAAUGGUUUUUGAAACCAAAAAUCAAUGAUACUUCACAGUUUUAUAAAGAGAAGGAUAUUAAAAAAAAUGGAAUGAAAAAAGAAAGAAAAGAUUAUCGAAAUAAGAAAUUUUUUUUAUUGAAAUACCAGGAAUACGAGUCAUAUAAUGAGGAUUUGGAAGAAAUACAGUUUUUGGAACAAGAAAUUAAUGAGAUUUUUCCUACUUUACACGAAUCGCAUUUUUGUACUUCUGAUUUUUUCGUUGAUAGAUCAUCCGUUCUUAAAUCAAAACGUCAACGGAAAGGCAAAAUACCUAAGAUUCGUUCUAAAGAGUUUGAACAAUGGUUCUCUGACAAUCCUGCUCAUGAGCUUCAUGAAGAUGGUUUUGUCGAUGAUGAAAAAAGACGUGUUAUUGAUUCUAAACAAAACAAUGUUUUUUCAUAUGUGCCUUUACCGUUGUAUAAUAUUUUUUUAAAUCAACAGGAAGCGGAAUUUGUCAAAUGUCGAUUGCUACCUAACACUCAACCAGUUUCGAAUAUUAUUCCUAUUUCCUAUACAGUUGAUUUCAAUUGGCGACAUAAUCCUCAUUUAGAGUUACCAGAAUUUCUUAAGAAUUAUUAUGGUUCCAUUAUCAUUCAACCGAUUUUGUAUGGUAGUAGUCAAAGAGAAUUUCUUAGGAUUAUUCUUAAUCCAUUUACGUCGGAAGACGAUAAAUUUGAUGAAGAUGUUAAAUCAAGUUUAUUGGUGUCAAGGUCUUCAUUUGAAAAAUUUCUUCCAAGAACUGUGCAGUUGCAUAGUUAUGACGCUUCAUCGGCUUGCUGCAUUUUUUUGCAAGAAAUGUUUCUGACUGAGUACGAGGAUCAGCAAGACGAAUUAUGCUUACCGAGUUAUGAUAGUGAUUUUUAUUGUUCCGUAUGUGGUGAGAAUGAUAAAUAUAAAUACGGUUUUGCAUUACAAUGCAAGCACUAUUUUUGUGCCGAUUGCUGGGGUCAAUAUGCAGUGGAGAGGAUUUCAUUGGCUAGAGUUCCAGUAUUGUGUCUCAAAACAUUUUGUAACGAAAAGCUUUCUUUGGAUCAAAUGCGAAUUUUUCUUUCCAGUAAAAUUUGUAAUCGGUAUAAAAAUUUAUUGUUUAACAAAGGAAUGAUGCGCAAAGAAUGGACUUACUGCCGUAAAUGUUCAAAAAUAUUGCAUAUUCCGGAAUGUAGCAAAAUAGAAAAAUCGUGUGGAAUCUGUAAAUGUGGUUCAUCUGUUUAAAAUAAUUUACGACAGUUGAAUGUAAAUAAUGUCUCCUUUGCCAAAUGUCCAAAAUGCGGUACUUUUUGUGAAAAAAACGAAGGUUGCGAUCAUAUCCAAGUUAACUUAUAUGAUGUGCCGAUCAAAGUUAACAAUAAAAUUCCAUUAAAUGUAGUAGAAGAGUGUUUCACAUAUCGACGAAGCGAUAAAGAGUCAUUAUUAAUGAAGUAUUUAUUGAAGAUAUUAAAAUCUGACUGUGAUAUGCUCGUUGAUGUUCGCUCAACGUAUUUUGCUAUUACCCGUUUUAUGGAAAUGCUUUUAUUAAAAAUUCAUUACACUAAAAGUUAUUUGAAAAUAUGGAGGAAACGAAGCAAUGCAAAUAAGAUGAAUAUCAAUUCAAUAAAGUUACGAAUUCUCUUGAAGUCAAAAAAUAGACUUUGCUUUUCGUUCAGUUUAUUUUGCUCUGCAAUUAAUGAACGAAAUCGAAUGAAGAUUAUUCGAUCGAAAAAGUUGUUGGACAGUACAUUGCAAGCAUGCAUUGCUGAAAUUAUUUAA